This is a messenger RNA of Rhododendron vialii, 2758 nucleotides long. RefSeq names its product kinesin-like protein KIN-13B. The transcript has 12 exons. Gene Ontology annotation, molecular function: microtubule motor activity; microtubule binding; ATP binding. The record is from RefSeq and is a predicted model, not a curated record. Bases 266 to 2377 code for a protein of 703 amino acids. Gene Ontology annotation, biological process: microtubule-based movement. NCBI's taxonomy places the organism in Eukaryota, Viridiplantae, Streptophyta, Magnoliopsida, Ericales, Ericaceae.
CAAAAACACACAAAAGAGAAGAAGAGAAUCUUCAAAAUUCAAAGGCGCCGAGCGUCCCCUUCCUACUCCCUUCCACAAUCUCUCUAUCUGUCUCUCUCUCUCCUCCGUUCUCACCUCCCCUCUCUCUCUUUCUAUAUCCACCGUCUCACCCUGUAUCUAUAAUCUGUUGGAUUUAAUAGAGAGAGAAUCUAUCGAAAAUCUACUAUCUGUGGGAUUUAAUACUGUUUUGGAGUAAAGCUUGGGUCUUCUAGAGAGGGAGAGUGAUAUGAACGCCAUGGGAAGACAGGGGCAGAGAUCCGGUGCACCGACGGCGCAUCACCAGCGUCAGUACUCCGACCAGUUAUUCGACGCCUCAUCCAACGGUCGGUGGCUUCAAUCCGCCGGCCUUCAACACCUCCAGUCCUCAAACGCUAAUAAUCUACCUUCUCUCCAGGGUUCGAGAAUGUACUGGAAUGCUGCCCCGAGGGGAUUCAAUGGAGGAAGUGGAAGUGGGAGUGAGUAUUUCACAGACCCCUCGACGCCUAAAAAUUUACAGACUAGAAACGGCGAGGAAGCCGAGUCGCCGAGUCGGUUCAGUCCUGGGCUUUUAGAUCUGCACUCUUUCGACACCGAGCUUCUUUCUGAGAUGUCAGUUCCUGCCCUCUAUGACGCCCCUUCUCUAUAUCGGUCUGUUCCCGGCAGAAGCCUUGAUGACUCUGACGCAUACCUUGCAAACAACAAGCAAAUUGGUAGAGCUCGUGGUGUGCCUGACAACAACCUUUUGAAAAGUUUUGUUGCAGAUAAAGAGAAAGCCAGUAAUGUUGCAAAGAUUAAAGUUGUGGUGCGCAAAAGACCACUAAAUAAAAAGGAGCUUGCAAAGAAUGAGGAAGACAUCAUAACUAUAGAGCCACGCUUUAGUUCUCUUACAGUUCAUGAGACUAAACUUAAGGUUGACCUAACAGAGUAUAUGGAAAAGCAUGAAUUUGUUUUUGAUGCUGUGCUGAAUGAAGAGGUCUCGAAUGAUGAGGUUUAUCGGGAAACUGUGGAGCCCAUAGUUCCAAUUAUUUUUCAGCGCACCAAAGCAACAUGCUUUGCGUAUGGACAAACUGGAAGUGGAAAAACAUACACUAUGAAACCAUUGCCACUUAAGGCAUCUCGGGAUAUCUUGAGGCUGAUGCAACAUACUUAUCGGAAUCAAGGCUUCCAUUUGUUUUUCAGCUUCUUUGAGAUUUAUGGAGGAAAACUUUUUGACCUCCUCAAUGAUCGGAAGAAGCUUUGCAUGAGAGAGGAUGGUAAACAACAGGUUUGCAUUGUUGGUUUGCAAGAGUAUAAAGUCUCUGAUGUGGAGACAAUACAGGAGUUCAUUGAGAAAGGAAAUGCCACAAGAAGUACGGGCACAACCGGUGCAAAUGAAGAAUCAUCACGAUCGCAUGCCAUACUUCAGCUUGCUAUUAAGAGGUCAGCUGAUGGAAGUGAAUCUAAGCCUCCGAAACUUGUGGGCAAGCUCUCCUUCAUAGAUCUCGCUGGAAGUGAACGUGGUGCGGAUACUACUGACAAUGAUAAGCAGACAAGAAUUGAAGGUGCUGAGAUCAAUAAAAGCUUGCUCGCGUUGAAGGAAUGCAUAAGAGCGCUUGACAAUGAUCAGGGUCAUAUUCCUUUCAGAGGCAGUAAAUUAACUGAAGUCCUGAGAGAUUCAUUUGUUGGAGACUCUCGAACUGUGAUGAUAUCUUGCGUAUCUCCCAACUCAGGAUCGUGUGAACAUACUCUUAACACCUUAAGAUAUGCGGACAGAGUGAAGAGCCUUUCGAAGGGUAACAAUUCCAAGAAGGAUACUUUAUCAUCGUCCACCUUAAACCUUAAGGGAUCAACAGCAUUGCCCUUAUCGUCAAUUUUACAGCAUGGGACUACAUUUGAAGAUGAUAUAGGCAAUUCAUGGCCUGAACAUGCUGAUAGGGAGGACUACGAUAUUCCAGAAGAGUUCCAAGAACCAGAGAAACCAUUAUGGAAGAAGAAUGGGAAAGUUGAUUUUUACAGUAUGUCUAAUUCUGAUGAUAAAGUGAAGAGAGCCAACGUUCAAACAAAAUCCAAGGACCCACCGAAAUUUGAGACUAAACCGUCACAGGGUGAUGAUGAUUUGAAUGCCUUAUUAAAGGAAGAGGAAGAUCUUGUUAAUGCUCACAGGAAGCAGGUGGAGGAGACAAUGGAUAUCGUUAAAGAGGAGAUGAAUCUGUUAGUUGAGGCGGAUCAGCCGGGAAAUCAGUUGGAUGAUUACAUCACUAGAUUGAAUACAAUCCUAUCGCAGAAAGCUGCUGGCAUUCUGCAACUACAGAAUCGUUUGGCUCUGUUUCAGAGACGGCUGAAGGAGCAUAACGUCCUGGUAUCUUCUUCUGGUUGCUAGAUUUUAUGUGGAAGUGCAUACUGAACUCAGACGUGGGGGUGUUACUUUGCAAGAUUGUGUUGUGAAAUAGACCCGAUACAGCUGAGCCGAGAUUUCGAGUCCAGGCCAUUAAGCUAUUUGUGGGAUCCUUUUUCUUCUUCACCUGCUAAUUGUUGCUGUAUAGGGCCAAACUUACAGUUUCUAUGUCAUUCGGGGGGGUUCCAUUGAUGAUUUACGGCCGUUCUUGAAUUUUUUACCCCUUUACAGAACACUGAUGUUGUAAGCUUUGCAGCUUCUGAACGAUGAAGUGAAUAUUCUUGUUGGAGUGUUGAGGGCAUUUGUUUUGUGUUUGUGAUGUCCAAACUUUAAUGGUUAAACCCGUCCUCUGUUUGCCAACUCAAA